AUGGGAAGCAAAGUCUAUGCUGGGAACCUUACUUUCGACACAACCGCUGAGGACCUCGAUCAUGCCUUCAGUGACUAUGGCCACGUUACUAAAUCUGUCAUCGAAAAGGACAGAGAUACGGAUCGAAGUCGGGGGUUUGGCUUUGUCACGAUGAGCACCCCGCAAGAAGCGGAAGCUGCCAUUAAUGGCCUGAAUGGCUAUGAGUAA
This is a messenger RNA of Aspergillus melleus, 207 nucleotides long. RefSeq names its product RNA recognition motif domain-containing protein. Gene Ontology annotation, cellular component: cytosol. NCBI's taxonomy places the organism in Eukaryota, Fungi, Ascomycota, Eurotiomycetes, Eurotiales, Aspergillaceae. Bases 1 to 207 code for a protein of 68 amino acids. The record is from RefSeq and is a predicted model, not a curated record. Gene Ontology annotation, molecular function: mRNA binding. The transcript has 3 exons.